Molecule: messenger RNA, 2109 nt
Organism: Medioppia subpectinata
Lineage: Eukaryota; Metazoa; Arthropoda; Arachnida; Sarcoptiformes; Oppiidae
Source: the annotation of a GenBank genome assembly
GUGAAUUUGUAAUCAUAUUAUUAUUAAUAUUAAUUUAGUUAUUAUUAAAUUGUAUGAAUGAUUAACUAAUUGCUGUAAUUAUAGUGUAAUAUUAGGUGCAUUGCAUUGAACGGAAAUGUUUGGCCAAAGCUAUACAUUGUUUCUCAUAUUUGUGUCCAUCGGUUGUGUAUUGAGUGGCAGUGAAGAUACACCUCAUGUGGUGUCGAGUGAUUCGCCGACUGAUGGCCACGACAUGAGUGAUGGCAUAGAUGUGAGUGACGGCAGUGAGGGAAGCGGUGCGAGUGAUGUGUCUGUGGAUCAGUCCAUACUCUACUCGACUCCAAACAUUGAUAACUACUAUAUCUACGAACACUUCGACGACUCCGACGACUUCGAGAACCGAUGGAUCCGUUCGGAGACGAGUAAAUCGGAUUCACAAGAGUUGAAAUAUGAUGGCCAGUGGGCUCUCACGCCCACCACUACAGCCCUUAAAGGCGAUUCGUGUCUUAUAGUGAAGAGCAGAGCCAAACAUCACGCGAUUAGCGCUAAAUUGGAUAAAGUAUUUAAAUUUAAUGCCAAACCACUGGUACUUCAAUACGAGGUACAAUUCCGUAAUGGCCAGGAAUGUGGCGGCGCUUACCUCAAGCUCUUGUCCUCUCCGAGCGGUGAUCUCAAGAAACUGAACGACAAGAGCCAGUAUUCACUGAUGUUCGGACCCGACAAGUGUGGCAAUGAUAUGAAACUACACCUCAUUUUCCAACACAAGAACCCCAAGAAUGGAUCACUGAAUGAAAAGCAUUGGAAACUCACCAGUAAUGUCAAUAAGAUUGAUGAGGUGUUUAAAGACAAUCGCUGGCAUUUGAUUCGUCUUGAGAUCAAUACAGACAACACAUUCGAAGUGACUUUAGAUAAGAGUUCUGUUGGGAAGGGAUCCUUAUUGGAAGACUUCAACCCACCUGUAAAUCCGCCCAAAUUUAUUGACGAUCCCAACGAUAGUAAACCCGAAGACUGGGACGAAAGGGAGAAGAUAGCAGAUCCCGACGCAGUCAAACCCGACGAUUGGGAUGAGAGUGAACCGCGAAAGAUAGCCGAUCCUAAGGCUGCUAAACCAGACGAUUGGGCUGAAGACGAACCCGAAAUGAUUGCUGAUUCUGAAGCUAAACAGCCCUCUGAUUGGGACACAGAAAUGGAUGGCGAAUGGGAGGCACCACUUAUUGCUAACCCUCGUUGCGCUCAGUUAUCGGGAUGUGGCAAAUGGUCGGCCCCUCUCAUUGAUAAUGAUAGGUUUAAAGGCAAAUGGAGGGCCCCUUUGAUUGUGAACCCUUUGUACAAGGGCAAAUGGGCUCCAAAGAAAAUACCAAAUCCUGAUUUCUAUCAAGAUUCCAACCCUUUCCGCACUCUAUUACCCAUUGACGCCGUUGCGUUCGAGUUGUGGACUAUUUCUGAUGGCAUUGCUUUCGACAACAUUUUGAUCACCGAUGACCCGGACGUUGGCCGACACAUCUCGGCUCUCACUUAUCAAAUCAAGAAAGAAAUGUCCGAUUCUGAGACCGAUAACAUACUCAUCAAAGCUGUCAAGUAUACUAACAAAUAUCCAUGGCUUUGGGCCGUCUAUAUCACGGCAGUGGGUAUACCAGUCGUGCUAUUCAUAGCAUUUUGUUGUGUUUCGCCAACAAAACGGCCCGAAAGCACCGAAAGUACGGCUACCAGUGGUUUAUCUGCAGAAUCCAGUUCUGCAAGUAUUGCUCAAAACAAAAAGACAGACGAAUCCACUCCUGACGACAUACUCGCCGAAGAAGACGAACAAACGACACAAGAAUUGGACGCAGAGUUAGACGAAGAAGAAGAAGAAGGACCCGAUGACGGCGAUCAAGACGUCGACGACGCCGACAACACUGAGGAAGAGUCCGACCAAGAAAUACCCGAACCAGAGGUUCGCUCGUCUCCUCGUUUACGCAAAACUCGUUCGCGAAAGGAGUAGUCAUUCAUUCAUUUAAUUUAAUUUUAGUUACAUUUAGAAAUAAAUUUGGAGAGAAUUUCACAUAUUUUGCAAAUACUUUGAUUGUAUUUUUAAGUCAGCAACUAGUGCUAGGUAACAUUUUGUAAUUCUCUCUCUCUCUCUCUCUCUCU